This is a messenger RNA of Mytilus californianus (California mussel), 1219 nucleotides long. RefSeq names its product secretory phospholipase A2 receptor-like. NCBI's taxonomy places the organism in Eukaryota, Metazoa, Mollusca, Bivalvia, Mytilida, Mytilidae. The transcript has 9 exons. The record is from RefSeq and is a predicted model, not a curated record. Bases 110 to 1219 code for a protein of 369 amino acids.
UUAAAAUGAUAAUGAAUUAAUCCCUUCAGCAUCAUCUAGCAAUCUUGGCACAUGCUAUCAAGGAUGGACGUGGCUUUCGGAUCAAUGCUACAAAGUAGAACAUACCCCUAUGUCUUGGGAGGAUGCCAGAGACCAUUGUAUUACCAUUAAUGGUCAUCUUGUACAGUUUGACGACAUACCUCAGCAAACCGAAGUUCAGAAGAAUUUAUUUUCUGAUAUGAAUGAUGACGUAUGGAUCGGGUUGAAAGCAAAUAAAACUGGUUGGACAUGGACAGACGGUCAGAGUAACCAGUAUAAUAGUUUUAAAGACCAAACACAAGAUGAUGGCCAAUGCGUCAUGAUGGAUAGAAGAUUCUGGUAUGAAACAAACUGCAGCAACAAUCAUCCUGUUGUAUGUCAGGCUGCACCCACAGAAUGUGAAAAUGCAGAUGAAUGGCUGUUAACACCAAGCUAUCAUUGUAUAUUGACAAAACAGGGAAACACAACUUGGCACAAAGCCCGAGAAUACUGUGAAAACAACAACGCUGAUCUGGUUUUAUGGGAUAGCAAUACUGAAUUACAGAUGUUAAAAAAUAUCAGCGUCAGCUUAAACAGUGAUUUGUGGAUAGGACUUUACUACAACGAUUCAAACAAAUUAUUUACCUGGGUCAAUGGAACAGCAGCAGCCAAAGUUAUAUCAAGUCAACACACAUUUUCUCCAACCUCGAAACAGUGUAUAGCUUUGCAACCAGAUGUAAGUCAACGGAAAGCGGUAUGGACUCAGCGAUCAUGUGAUGAACAAAUUGGAUUUAUUUGUCAACUUGUGUCUGGCAGAAGACUAUCGUAUAUAACAACAGAUGAAGCAACAACAACCGAUGCAAUAACAACAAUAGACGAAAAAUCAACGGUGACGAUAUCAUCUUCGUUAGAUGAAAACAACAUCACUGAAUUGUUUACAGCUUCUUACAAGAUAUCUACCAACGAUGCAGCAACUGGGCUCACAACACAUAAUAUCAAUGACAACAUGACCACAUUUUCUCUUCAGGAUAGGCAAUAUCAUCUUGAAAGAGAUGCAUUGCAGUUUGCACACCAAAUCAAUGUUCAGUGUAAUGUGGACGGAAUGGACAAUAUGACACAGGCAGUAGCAAGAAUUUUUACAAACUAUAUAAAAGUGAUUGACUACACGGUCUUUUUGAAGUUAGUCACCACUUCGGUGCUAUCAUGUACAUCUAUCAUAUAG